Fusarium fujikuroi IMI 58289 is the source of this 3870-nucleotide messenger RNA. RefSeq names its product related to tol protein. Bases 1 to 3870 code for a protein of 1289 amino acids. The record is from RefSeq and is a predicted model, not a curated record. Gene Ontology annotation, molecular function: protein kinase activity; ATP binding. Gene Ontology annotation, biological process: protein phosphorylation. The transcript has 5 exons. NCBI's taxonomy places the organism in Eukaryota, Fungi, Ascomycota, Sordariomycetes, Hypocreales, Nectriaceae.
AUGAGUCACGAUGCUUCGUGCCCAGAAUCUGAUUCAGAGUCUGGAUCAGAGUCAAACUCGGGACUGGGGAGCAUUAUCUGCGAUAGUUACAACACCAGCCAAUACUCCAACGGUGCAGAGAAAGAGUACCUACCACGAGGCGUCCUCAAAAAGCUCAUAACUCGAGAAACUGUUUACCGAGAAAUGAACGUUGAGAAAACAAUGAGGAAUGAACCAUUAGUAGACUUCAUUGUCAAUAGUGCAAAUCAAGUCUUUGCGCUUACUUGCUCCAUCAUCGAUGGCAAGGAUUUGUAUAAGGCAAUGAAGGCGUUUCACGCAAAAGGCUUCGACGACGAAAGCCUUCCAGUUGAAAGAAAGAGACCCAUCAACGACGAGGGGCACAUAAGCACCGUUACAGAUCUAAAAUGCGACCUGUCCAACCCGGACGCUUUCAAACCCAGGCUCUGGACAUCACUGAGGUUGUCCGACUUUUACAACAAGCAAUGGCGGUUUCUCGCACCAGUCUUUGACGACCAGAACUUUAUUUACGAAUUGGAUGAGAGGCUAAUCCUACCGUUCAGACUUGUCAAAAGCGAGGCCAAGCAGGGAACUUUCGGAGAGAUAUUUCAGGUGGAAAUACACCGCGAGCAUUUGAGUGAAUCUCUUUUUCAGCCUCAGAAGAAUGGAAGAAAGGUUAAUGUCGCCGUCAAAGAAAUAAAGACCGGCCCUGCAAUGCAAGACGACGCGGCCGAGGCGUUCAAUAUUGAAGCUAAUGCCUUAUCGAACUGCAGGCAUCUUAAGCACUCGAACAUGCUCCCAUGCCUUGCAGCCAUUAAAAUGGGAUUAUCGCAUUAUUUCCUUUUCCCAUGGGCUGACGGAGGUAAUCUACGAGACUUUUGGCAAAGCGAAGCCUCUCCCAAAUUGUCUUCCAACCUCAUGAUGGAUGCUCUCCAGCAGCUUUGUGGGCUCUCAGAGGCCCUAGAACUACUUCAUGGCUAUGGUCCUGAGGCACAUGCCGGUCCAAGCACAACCCAUGAAGAAGGGGGCGGUAUUCGGCAUGGAGACCUGAAACCGGAGAACAUUCUGCGAUUUAGAAGCUCUCCUCCAUCAGCUCUUGGGACGUUAAAGAUAGCGGAUAUGGGCCUAGCAAAACACCACGAAGUAAGCACGAGACUUCGUCAGAAUAUGACGAGCACCAAAUACGGCACGCUCCGCUACGAGCCACCAGAAACAGUAGUCAACAAAACUCAAGCCACGUCGCGGCUCUACGAUGUAUGGUCCAUGGGCUGCAUUAUUCUCGAAUUCGUCGUAUGGCUUCUAGAUGGCCAACAGGGUUUGGAUAACUUCAACGAUUCUAUCCGUGGAGGCGCCAAACACGAUUAUGACCCUCCUUACUAUAUAACCCGUGGAGCUGCUGAUCAGAUGGUUGCGCUUGUCCAUCCAGUUGUCAUGCAGCAGCUUGAUGACCUCUCAAGGAGAACUGAAGCACAGGCAAAUGAAUCAGCUCUUGGGGACCUUGUUACUAUCGUCAAAGAAAGGCUUCUCGUCGUUGAUCUUCCAUCAGAAGAUGGAGAUACCCUAUACCUAUCUGAAAACAGCCAAGGUCCCAGAAUUACUCAUACAAGAUCACCCUCAGACAAGAAAUCAGGAAUACCACGUCGAGUAACGGCAGCAUACUUGAGAAAAUCGCUGACUCAGAUCUUAGACAGGACUAAGAAGGAUCCAAAAUACCUAUUACCAAGAGACAUAGCGCAACCACGACCACUUACGCACAUGCAAAUUAGAACUGACAGCAGCAGUAGCCUACACCCAGAUAUGGCUAAGAGAACGCCGAAGAGAGAAAAGCCAGCAAGUGGAUUUGCUAUCACGCAGAUGAAGGAAAAUAUUGACAUCAAAGUCUGGGACUUUAUCGUCGACAAUGAGUUUGCCAAGAACUUUCUCAGGCAAUCUUCUACCAGACCAGUACCGAAAAGUACCAAAGAAAGAGAAAGUGACUCACUCUGCAGAGAAUGCGCGGCAUUGGACUUUUGGGCACCCGAUUUCAGAGUCAACGACACACUAUCUGACUUGAAAAAGGGGAUAUAUCAGUGUCGCUGGUGCGCAAUGAGAUGGGAGGCUUCUAAACAUCUCGAAGGAACGACCGCAAAUGCCGUUUUCAGUAGAGUUGGCUCUGUGAUCAAGUUGAACGAAAGUGAUCCUCCCGUCUUCUCUAUAUUUAGACCUGGGGGCUCUGAAAUGCCCUUGCCUAUCCAGAUUGGACGGCCGAGACUUCGCAUCAGCCCGCGAGAAGCCGAGCAUUUUCGCCUCGUUAAGCGAUGGCUGCAGGUGUGCGAUGAAAGCCAUGAUGCUUGCAGACGGCCUUUGCGGACAAAGACAGCUACCCUUCCUCAUAUAUCUGCCUACGGGAUGGAUUCAGUUGAGUCGGUGGUCUCCCGUGACAUGCGAAGCCGCAAAGCAACUCAGUUGCCGACAAGACUUCUCGACGUUGGAAGUUCAGAUAGUUCGAAGAUCCGUCUUUGCAGUACUCGGAACGAGGAUAUCCCUGUCGAAGUCGAGUACGUUGCUCUGUCCCACCCGUGGGGAGAAGCUAGUGUAUUGAACCCGCACUUUUGCACUACUACGUCCAAUGUGAUGGCUCACUCAAAAGAGAUUAAAUUCGAGGCGCUUCCAAACACUUUCAAAGACGCUGUCUACACUACCAGGGCAUUGGGAGUUCAGUAUCUUUGGAUCGACUCUCUGUGUAUCAUUCAAGGCCCUGGUGGCGACUUCAACACUGAAAGUGGUCGCAUGGAGCAAGUAUUUAGCUCAGCUUACUGUGUAAUUGCGGCCAGUUGUGCUUCGGGGCAGUGUGAUGGGUUCCUCAAGAACAGAUUGCACUCAUCCAAAAACGACUAUGUCAGCUUUUCACUAGAGGACAACUCGCCAUUUUACGUGAGUCGCUAUUUAGACGACUUCAACAAUGACGUUUUGGAAGGGUCAUUGAACAAGAGGGGCUGGGUGCUUCAGGAGCGCGCUCUUGCCCGGAGGACUAUAUAUUUUACGAACAAGCAGACAUACUUCGAAUGCGGAGACGGUGUUAGAUGUGAAACGCUGACCAAGAUGAAUAACCAGCUGGCCGCCCUUCUAGGGGACCCAAGCUUUCCUCAAAAAGCCAUAAUGUCGGUAGCAGCUCCGCAAGAGACGACACGAGGACAGAGAAUUCUGUACUAUCAAGAUCUCUACAAGACCUACUCCAAACUCGGCUUCAGUCAUUGGGAAGACCGAGCUGUAGCUAUGAAUGGGUUGGAGCAACGGCUGGCCUGGGGCUUCAAAUGUCGAGGCAAGUUUGGUAUUUUAGGUGACUCCAUUCAAGCAGAUCACAAGAGUCUUCUACACAGGAGUCUACUGUGGACUCGUGCUCUCAACAAGGACUCUCUACGCAAGAUUGAAAUCCCCCCCCAUCGAGAGAAAAUACCGACGUGGUCAUGGAUGGCUUUUCAGGGAGAAAUCGACUAUCUCAGCGUCCCUUUCGAUCAAGUUGACUGGGACGCGGAGUUGAAGUCACCAUGGGAGGCUACGGAAACCAAAUCCACAGGCCGUUCCGGACAACCCUCCAUUAGAGCGAGAGCAUAUGGUCUGUCUCUUCGGGAGACCUCCCCUGAUGUCAAUCUAGUGUUCAACUCCCGAGACCAAUUACAACCGCUCAUUUCUAACGCGCUAUGCGUGGUCGUCGGAAGGGCAAGGGGGCUUGGACCUGAAAGAAGUCGAAUCCACUAUGUGCUAAUUGUUCGUCCAUUCGAUUCGGUGGGUUCUUCGAUGAACGUUGGGAUUUGUGAAAGGGUUGGCGCAGGGAGCCUCCCUAGGGGUUUCAUUGACUUCCGCCACCCCGGAUAUGAUAUUGCAAUUUUUUGA